Molecule: messenger RNA, 2202 nt
Organism: Cloeon dipterum
Lineage: Eukaryota; Metazoa; Arthropoda; Insecta; Ephemeroptera; Baetidae
Exons: 4
Coding region: 1050-1901 (283 amino acids)
Source: RefSeq, a predicted model, not a curated record
ACCGUAAGAUUUAACCUUGACGUCAACCAUAGCAAAAAGUACAGAUAAUUGAAUAAAAUCUUUUUGGAAUAUGAAGACCUUACGUGUGGUUGUCCAUUCUGACCAUUAUUGAUUUUUUAAAGUCGCGUGGAGUGCCCAUAUUAGCAUGCUUGACAUUACCUUGACGCAUCAAGCAUGGUCAGUUUUAAAUUUUCGACUGAUUUUUCUACAGAAAAGCGAAGAUUAUCAAUUUAAUUGCCUCCCUGAACCAAUUUCAUGUCAUUUUAGUCUAGGUAAUGUUCCAAUUAAAUUAUUUUUGCCGUUUUUCAAAUUAAAGCUGAGUCAAGCCAGAUCAAGCUUGUAUCAAGCACGUCGGAACAAUCGUUCUUUCGCCUAAGUUCGUGUUUCAUUAUAUAGGUAUAUUUAUAAAAAAUUUAUUAAGUUUUAAUUAUUUAAUUAACUCGUUCGAGCACUCAUGCUCAUGCAGCAUGAUCGCGCGCGCUUACUAUGUUACACUCGCUGGCCGCGCCGUGGCGCGCGCGUCGCGCUACUGCCAGCUGCCGGUGCCGGCGAGGCUUGCUGUGUUUUGAAAACAAACAUCGAAACAUGACGGUUGGGACGCCAGAAGAAAGGACCGUCGGCCUCGUUUUCGGUGUUUCGCGAUGGACUGAGUGCACCAACGGAUCAUUAAACGGAUGAUGGAUACUGUACAAGGAGGCAGGUGUGUGCAUAUAAAAGUAUUUAUUUUGCUGGAAUGUCACUGCUUUGUGAACAACGUCGAUCUCUGUCGUCCGACAUUCUCCUCCUCGGAUGGACGAAAAUAUGGGAUGCACGGGAUGCACAACAACAACUGGACUGUGCCUCUUUAUGUAGGUCUGAAGGUUGAAUUCGAGAUUCCAAACCGUGCCAACUCAAUGAAUGACGACUUUUUGCUGGACUUGCAACACAAAACUUUCACGGAAACCAGUGUCUCGACGAGUUAUGCAGCAGAUGCCAGUCCGGAGGCCUGACUGCUCAACAGGAGGACAGAAAGAAGCUCUUCCUGCACACACAGGUGCUCCUCGUCGGAAAUGUGCUCCUCGUCGACAAGCCGCUCCUUGCCGACCAGGUGCUCGUCCUCAUCGACGGUGCUCCUCAUCGACCAGACGCUGCUUGUCGACAAGGCGUUCCUCGUCGGCAAGGUGCUCCUCGUCGACCAGCCGCUCCUUGCCGACCAGGUGCUCGUCCUCGUCGGCAAGGUGCUCCUCGUCGACCAGACGCUGCUUGUCGACAAGGCGUUCCUCGUCGGCAAGGUGCUCCUCGUCGACCAGCCGCUCCUUGCCGACCAGGUGCUCGUCCUCGUCGGCAAGGUGCUCCUCGUCGACCAGACGCUGCUUGUCGACAAGGCGUUCCUCGUCGGCAAGGUGCUCCUCGUCGACCAACCGCUCCUUGCCAACCAGGUGCUCGUCCUCGUCGGCAAGGUGCUCCUCGUCGACCAGACGCUGCUUGUCGACAAGGCGUUCCUCGUCGGCAAGGUGCUCCUCGUCGACCAGCCGCUCCUUGCCAACCAGGUGCUCGUCCUCGUCGGCAAGGUGCUCCUCGUCGACCAGACGCUGCUUGUCGACAAGGCGUUCCUCGUCGGCAAGGUGCUCCUCGUCGACCAGCAGCUCCUUGCCAACCAGGUGCUCGUCCUCGUCGGCAAGGUGCUCCUCGUCGACCAGACGCUGCUUGCCGACAAGGCGUUCCUCGUCGGCAAGGUGCUCCUCGUCGACCAACCGCUCCUUGCCAACCAGGUGCUCGUCCUCGUCGGCAAGGUGCUCCUCGUCGACCAGACGCUGCUUGCCGACCAGCCGCUCCUUGCCGAACAGGUGCUCGUCCUCGUCGACAAAAGUUGCUCGUCUCUACUCGUCAACUCCCCAGAUGUGGUGAAGAUAACAAUAUAAUAUAUGUAUUUCACAUGUUGUUAUAUGAAUCAAUAAAUGUGCGCGUAAAAAAAUAAAAAAUUAUCAGAAUUUUUUUUCAAAAAAUUCCCAAAAUUUUCAAAAAAAAGUCAAAAAUGCUAGAAAAGUGCCCUGAGAGCACCAGAGCCAUUUUUGAGAAAAUUUGACGUCAAGCUUGAAACAAGCUUAUAUCAGCGGACAUUAUCAAGACUGAUGUCAAGCUUGACGUCAAGUAAGAGUCAAGCUUGACGUGCUUGACGUUCAAGCUUGAAUCAAGCUUCAAUCAACGUUGACUGGUUACUAG